Molecule: messenger RNA, 6933 nt
Organism: Tupaia belangeri chinensis (Chinese tree shrew)
Lineage: Eukaryota; Metazoa; Chordata; Mammalia; Scandentia; Tupaiidae
Gene: ETNK1
Product: ethanolamine kinase 1
Exons: 9
Coding region: 1-1287 (428 amino acids)
Biological process (GO): phosphatidylethanolamine biosynthetic process
Cellular component (GO): cytoplasm
Molecular function (GO): ethanolamine kinase activity
Source: RefSeq, a predicted model, not a curated record
AUGCUCCGCGGCCGCCCGCGGUCGAGCGCAGACGAGAGGCAUCUUCCCCGUGAGCGGCCCCGGCUCCGUUCAUCCGCUGUCCAGACCCGGGUCGGCAAUAGACCGACGGAAGGAUCCAGCAGCCUGUCGGCGCCCGCCGUUCUCGUGGUCGCCGUCGCCGUCGUCGUUGUGGUAGUCUCCGCCGUCGCCUGGGCCAUGGCCAAUUACAUCCACGUCCCGCCCGGCUCCCCGGAGGUGCCCAAGCUCAACGUCACGGUCCAGGAUCAGGAGGAGCAGCGCUGCCGGGAGGGGGCCCUGAGCCUCCUGCAGCACCUGCGGCCGCACUGGGACCCCCAGGAGGUGACCCUGCAGCUCUUCACAGAUGGAAUCACAAACAAACUUAUUGGAUGUUACGUGGGUAGUACCAUGGAGGAUGUGGUCCUCGUGAGAAUUUAUGGCAAUAAGACUGAGUUGUUAGUGGAUCGAGAUGAGGAAGUGAAGAGUUUUCGAGUGUUGCAGGCUCAUGGCUGUGCACCCCAACUCUACUGUACCUUCAAUAAUGGACUGUGCUAUGAAUUCAUACAGGGAGAAGCACUGGAUCCAAAGCAUGUCUGCAACCCAGCCAUUUUCAGGCUAAUCGCUCGUCAGCUUGCUAAGAUUCAUGCUAUCCAUGCACACAAUGGCUGGAUUCCCAAAUCUAAUCUAUGGUUAAAGAUGGGAAAAUAUUUCUCUCUCAUUCCCACAGGAUUUGCAGAUGAAGACAUUAAUGAAAGGUUCCUAAGUGAUAUCCCAAGCUCUCAGAUUCUUCAGGAAGAGAUGUCUUGGAUGAAGGAGAAUCUCUCCAAUCUGGGCUCACCUGUUGUUCUUUGCCAUAAUGACCUAUUGUGUAAGAAUAUAAUCUACAAUGAGAAACAAGGUGACGUACAGUUCAUUGAUUAUGAGUAUUCUGGAUACAACUACCUGGCAUAUGAUAUUGGAAAUCAUUUCAAUGAAUUUGCAGGUGUGAGUGAUGUGGACUAUAGUCUUUAUCCAGAUAGAGAACUGCAGGGCCAGUGGCUGCGUGCCUAUCUUGAAGCCUACAAGGAAUAUAAGGGCUUUGGGACUGAAGUUACUGAAAAGGAGGUAGAAACACUCUUCAUUCAGGUCAAUCAGUUUGCAUUGGCUUCUCAUUUCUUUUGGGGACUGUGGGCUUUGAUUCAAGCCAAGUACUCCACUAUUGAGUUUGAUUUCCUUGGGUAUGCAAUUGUUCGUUUUAACCAGUACUUUAAAAUGAAGCCUGAGGUUACUGCAUUAAAAGUGCCUGAGUAAAGAAGAGAUUUAAUUAUUCUCAAGUAGCUGAGCAAUGCUUGUGAAUCUUUUCUUAAGAAAUUCCAAAAAGCCAACAUUUGUUAAAGUUCUGUUAUUUAAUUCGGUUAUUUUGCUUUAUAAAUAAUGCCUAUAAAACAACCAAUCUAUUUUUUGAAUAGACUGAGUGAUGUCAAGAAAUAUACCUACUGCUAUCAGUAUGUGGUGGAUUAGAAAUUGGUUAAAUCUGCAGAAGGUAUAAAGAUGUCAGUUUAAGCCUUUCUUUGAUAAUUUAAUCUGUGUUAUAUGUAAAUUAUUUAUUGUUUAACUUGAUGCUGUGACUGCUUUCAUCUGUUUCAUCUGUUUGUUGAGUGUAAGCAAUGAAAAUGUUCCAGAGAAUUUUUUUUUAUUUUAAUAAGAUUAAUUUUAGUAAGCAUUCUAGUUGUCCAAUGUAACCUUUUCAUCUCGAUGCACUGUAAGUAAAGUGAAUCAUUUACCCUUGAAAUGCCGGUUGUUGACUGGUGUAGGUAACUUAGAAUGUUCAUAUAAAAAUGCCUGUUUAGGAGGUUAAAAUACAUUUAGUAUCUCCUUUGGUGGUGUAUCUUUUUGAAUUAAAUAUUGGAAAGCAUUUUUUUUUGGGUAAUGUAACUUAUCCCUCUGUGUCUACAUAGUCUGGCAGUAUAAAUAUAAAUACUUACCAUAUAAUCUUGGAAUAAGUAUGAUUUAAUACCAAAAUCUGUAUUAAAUAAUGUCUGUAAAUGCUAAAUAUGGUCAUUUAAGUUGCUGGUUUUAAAAUUUUUACUAUAUCAGAUUAUUCCUAACCAAAAAUUUUGUUUCAUUUAUCAAGAUGCUCUGUUUUUGUUUACUAAACAGUCACUAGCAUUCUUAAUUUUUGAAACAAUUAUCAAAAGUUACCAUAGCUGGAAAUAAGAAAAUGCCAUUUAGGUUCAGUCUUUUUACCUGUUCAGAUUCAUUCCAUACAUUGUAGUUCUAUACAUUCAUGUUUUAGUUUGGUUCCAUGUCUUUAAGAGUGAUAGCAAAUGAUUCAUUGAUAUAUGUAAGUCGAGAAUAAUCUACUUAGGUGGUAAAAGAAUUAAAUAAGGAACAUUUAGAACAUUGAUCUUGUACACUUAAAAUCUGACAUGACAAAAUGUGAAUUAAGCAGAAAUACUCAUGGUAGGAGGGUUUCUGUUGUUUUGUUUCCUUUUCUCAUGUUUUUAAGUUUAUUUUUAAUUUUGUUUAGAGAUUAGAGGGAGGCAAUUACUAUAUGGAAAGAAGUUAGGUCUUUGAGAUAGGUAAGUAGGCUUCCAGUGUUAAAGUCGGCUGUGUGGAAUGGAGCAGUCAUGGUUAACUUUACUUAGAAAAUUAGUCUGACAAGCUUUGCACUUUGGCCACAUAAGUGCCCAUGUACAAAGUUGGCUUAAUGGAUCUGCAUAUUCAAAAUAUGCAACUACAAAUCUAUCCUCUGAGAAAUCUUCUGGGGAGUCUGAUGUAUUCUUCAAUGACUUAUAUUCUCAGACAAGUGCUUUAAACUACUUGGAUUAUCUCAAGAUGUUUAAAGCUAAUACAGUAAGUAGAAACACUUACAAGCCAUUUUAAAUGGUAAAUUCUAGUUACAUGAGUAGACUCUUAAAGUAUGUUUGUAUCUUUGACAGUGUUAGACCAAGGUUUGCUUUCUACCUCCCCUGUGUUAUAAAUGUUCACUUUUAAAAAAAUAAACCAUUUUACUAUAAAAUCAGUAGAAUUUUGCAUAGUUGGUUAACUGAAUGCAACCAAUUAAGCAGUUCAUGGUUUUUUUGUAAUGUGAGUGUCAACUUGGAAAAUUGUAUUUGGUGAGAUAAGAAAUACUCUUGAUUUUCUUUUCUUUUCUUUUUUUUUUUUUUCUGCCUUCUAAAGAGCUAUUUCAUCUUGUAGAACUGUGGGAGGAGAGAAGAUCAUUUUUCUACCUUACUCCAUAUUGUUACUUCAAACAAUUUUGAAUAGAGAUUCACUCAGCCAUUGCUGGUAGACUACAUGCCGGCUAGCCGUGACACUGUUGUUAAGCGUUCCUGAGAGUUUCAUGUAGAAUUGAAUGUGACCAGGAAUAAAAACUCUUGCUGUAGCCCUCAAAGUAUGCAGUGGGUCUUGGGAACAAAAGAUACUUAAGCUAUUACUGCUACUCUUAGGCUAGAUUUUGGUGUUGUGAUGUUCCUACUUCCUAUGCAGGUUUUUGGGAUCAUGGUGCAGGCUAGCAGUAAGGUUCAAAGAUGCUUUCCUUUAUGUUGACCAUUUAAAGGAUUCUAAAGGAAGAUAAAUGUCAACAGUGCUGUAAAAUCAACCAUCUAAAUUUGUCCUCUGGCUUGCUGAGAUGUUUGUUGCCUUUUUAUGUUAACAAGGAACUUGAAUGCCUUACCUAAUAACUCAACUGAUAGUAAGCUCAUUUGUAAAUAUAAAAAUAGUUAAGAAGUGGCAUUCAUGUAUAUUCAAUGUUAGUCAAUAGACCAGAGUGGCCUGGAUGCUUUAACAAGCAAAAUUCCUCAAUUUUUCCUCUCCCCUUAUAUUUCUGUGAUCUUACCUGACCACUGAUAAUUUGAUAUUUUUUCCCCCUUCCUAACCCCAUGCUACCACCAUUUUCUGGCAUCAAAGCGAGGUGGUAGUGUGUCAUACUGUUUGUUCCUGAUCAUCUAAGAUCAGAAGGAGCACAAAACUCAUUCACUAGGUCUGCCUGGAAUGUAUAUAAAACAGUGUAAAUAAAAAUUUGUAAAUUAGUGUGAAUUGUAUCUUGCAUAUGAGAUUGUGUCUUGUUCCGUGUUUUCUUCUCUUUUUGUAGGCAUUUUUCUGUAAGGAAAUGGUCCAGCUCGUUGGCUUUAGACGGGAAAUAGCCAACAGUUCUGGCAGCAAAGUGAGAUAACAGGAACUGGAAAUAAGGUUUAUCAGCUUUGGUUACUGUCAGUACUUAUUUAUUUAGCCUCUCAGUGCCUAAUAAGACUUUCCUUUGUUUUUCAGUUGUGUAUUCGUUUUUUUGAGGUUAGAUUUCUAGAAGUGUAAAUUUAUACACUGUAGUAAUAAUAGAGCUCCAGUUUUUGAGUCAUGAUUCUUAGCUAAGGGGAGUUUAAAAUACAAAUUACAAACUGAAGUAUUACCUUUUCCUAUUUUCAGGGUUUGUCUACAAAGAAAAGAAACCUUGAAAUUUUAUAUAUCUGAAUGUGAAUCCUAAAUCCUGUGUAUACCAGAGAUAGGACAAGUAAUUGCUCUUAGUUCAACUUAAGCAUAUAUCAGUUGAUGUCUCUAAACUUUAAGUAGUCCGUAAUAAGAGAAUGAAAGAUGUAAGAAUCUUUAAGUGACAGCUACUUCCAUAUUCUGCACAAUUCUGCACACUUAUUUUAACUUCAUAAAUAGUUGUUACUAAAGCUGCCAGAUUUAAAGAAGAAAAAAAGUCCUUCAAACACUCUCAAUUAAAAGUUACAAAUCUCCACUUUCAAAAUUAUACAGAUAAUUCUUUUUUACAUUACACAGACGCUGUCUGUAUCACUUUGUGAAUUUUUUUCAUAGUAUACUAUCAGAUUGAUUUUUCUGCUUUAAAUUGCUUUUAAUAAAGCUUUUAAUAUAUUACAUUACAAAGUAAGACAGAUUUAAACUUUUAGUAUUAAUCAGCCAUUUAGUUUAUAGACAAAGUUAACAAUGCUUUAUGCUAGGACAGUAGGGGAGCUGGUUUUGGCAGCAGCUAGCACUACUUUACACACAGAGGGCAAAUGCUAGUAAUUAUUAUGCAUAGGGAAAAAGAACUACGUAUGUGGUAAAGCAGCUUUAUCUUUAUUUCAAAAUUGAUUUGCCUUUUUUUUUUCUUUAGUUUAUUAGAUUUUUAGAAUGUUAACUUACUGGGAAUUUAAUUACAUUUUAAGGCAAUCUUUGUUGUUUUUGAUAAUUUUUAAAAGAAGGCAUUAGUUAUAUUGAAUCACCUUUCUCCCCGGGGCUAUUGCAUACCACUAGUGUGAUUACGGUGUUAUGUCUUGGGUUUUCGAUGUCUUUGACUAGAAGAAUACAUCAGUUACUUUAAAUGAGUUUUCCCCUGUUUUUGAAGUUCAGUCUGUAAAUGUGUUCCUGCAAAAUAAAAUAGUUGGAUUUGUAUUACUUGAAUACUUGAAAACUAAAAUGGACAAGAUACAUUACAUAAUGGAUUAGAUUUUUCUGAACAGUUUUUAUGCUGAAAAUGUUCAUUUCUGGAUUGUAAUUUGAAAUGGGAUGAAAAUCCAAUAAUUUGUUGGAAAAAUGAUAGUGCUUAGAAGUAGGAUAAACCCUUUUGUGUUUGAAGCAUCCAAAAUUCAAGUUUUUAGUAGUUUUUUUUUUUUUUCUGAAAUGUUCUUUCUCUACUGUGUACCUUAUGCACUUAGUAUACUACUGAUACAAAACAGCAGGGUUAAAAUACCAUUAUUACCAUUAUAUCUGUGUUCAUUUUAAAUCCUAUAACUAUUCUAAGUUACAAAAAUUGCUUACUAAAAUACUCUUAAUCCCAAGUGUUUGAUUAAUAUCUUAACUGUUAAUGAUAUUUUGAAAACCAUUCUUCAUUUCAAUAAAACACAAGAUACUUAAUAAGAGUUGAAAACAUUACAUAUUGUAUUUAAAAGCUGAAAAUAUUACAUAUUGUAUUUGAAUGUGAGUAAGAAAACUGGCUUAUUGGAAUUAGAAGUGUUCCAUUAGUUAAAUUUCCAAACUCUUAAUAAAGGAACCUUCAGAGAUAACUUGAAACCCAAUGAUAUCCAUGUAAACUAGCCCCCAUGAGCUGGAAAUGACCCCAAAAGAGCCAUGGUUGUAGUGGUGUGCUGCUACUUAGGUAGUAACACACUGUCAUUUUUGUUUAAUAAUUGGAAGUAGUUUCCUGUAUUUAUCUGUAGUAAAUUAACUAUAAGUUAAUGGAAUCUGACAAGAGAAAAAAAUUUUGACUCGACUAUACUUAGGAGCCUUUCUACAGCUAGGUCAAAUUUCCAUGAUACGAAGUAUUUUAAUUUUAAAAUAUACUAUUAUUAUAAGGAAGAAGACAUGGCAUUAUUCCAUGUGCUUAAAUGGUAAUUGCUGUAUCAGUUUUGGAUGGAAGAAAUGAAUAAUUGUCAUUGCGUUCACUGUAUGUUGCAUUGGGAAAUUGUGACAUAAAACGUAAAAAUUUGUGUUUAUCAAAUGUGAACCUUAGUAGUAUAAUGCUGCUUUGUAUAUACUGUAAGUGCUACAAAUAGUCUCAGCACUGAAAAUGUACUGAUACCUCUCAAAUGAAUGCAACUUUUGAUGUAGGUGUUUUGAGAUGCCUCAGAAAGUAUCUGAGUGUCUGGGAAUUUUGUUAAUCUGUUUGGUGAUGAAGAUACUUCCUGUUUUUUUGUUGCAUAUGUUCAUGUUUAGAAUUUAAUUUUUACAUUUUCCCCACUGUUAAGCAAAAUUUGUUCUUCGGAUAAAAUGGGGUUGCCAGUGAAGAAAAUUAAAAACAACCUCAUUCAUGUAAUUGCUUAAGUAAAAAUACAUUUUUACUAUAUGUUCCUAAACUUUUAGUGAAGCUGUUUGUAUUUCUGUUUAAGAUAUUCAGGCGUUAUUUCUGUUUAAUAAGGCUUUUUACCAUUGAUUAAAUGAAGGAAUGUAUCUUUUUGAAGAGAUUUAUAUUCUGUAAAUAAAAAUUGGUUGUAACAAUAAAGUUGGGUUCUAACUGCA